Eutrema salsugineum is the source of this 1392-nucleotide messenger RNA. Its product is annotated as GATA transcription factor 28. NCBI's taxonomy places the organism in Eukaryota, Viridiplantae, Streptophyta, Magnoliopsida, Brassicales, Brassicaceae. Bases 274 to 1179 code for a protein of 301 amino acids. The record is from RefSeq and is a predicted model, not a curated record. The transcript is spliced from 8 exons. Gene Ontology annotation, molecular function: protein binding; sequence-specific DNA binding; zinc ion binding. Gene Ontology annotation, biological process: regulation of DNA-templated transcription.
AAAUGGUUCAUUUCACCGCUCCGUCUCUCUCUCUCUCUCUCUCUCUCCUUCUUUCUUCGAUUUCUCUCACUCUACAAAUCGCCUCGCCGAUAUAAACCCGCCGGUGCUCCGGCCGUUCGUCUCUCAUCUCCUUUUCCGGACGUUGUUCAUCGCUACCGAGCUUGAAAUUGUCAUCUUCACCGUUUCCGUCGCGUUAUUUGAUUUCUUCGUUGGGUCUUCAUUCUUGUCUUCCGGUGUUCCUCCCACGAAUAGGUAAAUUGAUGAAAAGCAAACAUGGAUGACCUUCAUGAAAACAAUGCUCGAAUGCACAUUGGAGAAGCUCAAGACCCUAUGCAUGUUCAAUAUGAUCAUCAGGCUUUGAACCACAUCCACAAUGGAAGCGGUAUGGUCGAUGACCAUGCUGAUGAUGGUAAUGCUGGUAGGAUCAGUGAGGGAGUGGAAACUGACAUUCCUUCUCACCCUGGAAAUAUAACUGACAAUCGUGGUGAAGUGGUCGACCGUGGUAGCGAUCAAGGAGAUCAAUUGACAUUGUCUUUUCAGGGCCAAGUCUACGUUUUUGACAGUGUCUUGCCUGAAAAGGUGCAAGCUGUGCUUCUAUUACUGGGUGGACGUGAAUUACCUCAGGCACCCCCUACAGGCCUAGGAUCGUCUCAUCAGAAUAAUAGGGUACUGGGUUUACCUAAUACUCCUCAAAGGUUUAGUAUGCCACAGCGGUUAGCCUCUUUGGUCAGAUUUCGAGAGAAACGAAAAGGGAGGAAUUUUGAUAAGAAGAUUCGGUAUACAGUUCGCAAGGAGGUAGCUUUGAGGAUGCAACGCAAUAAAGGUCAGUUCACAUCUGCCAAGUCAAGCAAUGAUGAAGCUCCAUCUGCUGGAUCUAGCUGGGGGUCGAAUCAAACCUGGGCUAUAGAGGGUAGCGAGGCUCAGAAUCAAGAGAUCUCAUGUCGACACUGUGGAAUCGGUGAGAAGUCAACUCCAAUGAUGCGGCGUGGACCUGAAGGGCCAAGAACACUUUGCAAUGCAUGUGGACUAAUGUGGGCGAACAAGGGUGCUCUUAGAGACUUAUCCAAAGGUGCUCCUCAAACAGCCCAAAAUCUUCCGUUACAUAAGAAUGAAGAUGCAAAUCUUGAGGCUGAUCAAAUGAUGAUAACAGUGGCCAGUAACAUAAGCAACUCACAGUGAGAAUACUUUGGCCCUUGCCAUUACAAGCAAGAGAAGAUCUCAACAGAGUUAUCAUCAGGCCGUGUCUAUGUAAUGGAUUAAAAAACAUUGGCCUAGGGCCUAAUUUUAAUAAGAUACUCUUGAAAAGUUUAUUUUUUCCAAGACAUACAGUAUACUAUAACUUGAAGCUCUCAUUUGUAUUGUUGAAGAUUAAAAGAGAGAUUUUAAAAGAGA